AUGUCAGGACCUUACACUAAGAUUGACUUAGACAAGGAAGAGCAAGACUUCCAAAACCAAAUCAAGGAGAUUGAGGAAUGGUGGUCUCAGCCACGUUGGGCCAAGACCAAGCGUAUUUACAACGCUGAGGACAUUGCAAAGAGAAGAUCCUCUUUGUCUUCUGUUCCAGCCAGUAACCAGCAAGCGCAGAAGCUUUUCAAGCUGUUAGGGGAACACGCCAAGAACGAGACCGCUUCUUUCACCUUCGGAGCUUUGGAUCCUAUCCACAUCACUCAGAUGGCUAAGUAUUUGGACACGAUUUACGUUUCCGGAUGGCAAUGUUCUUCUACUGCAUCCACUUCUAACGAACCUUCCCCAGAUUUGGCUGACUACCCUAUGGACACCGUUCCAAACAAAGUUGAGCACUUAUUCUUCGCUCAAUUGUUUCACGACAGAAAGCAAAGAGAAGAGAGAUUGUCUGUUUCCAAGCAGGAAAGAGCUAAGUUGCCUUACACUGACUUCUUGAGACCAAUCAUUGCCGAUGCCGACACUGGACAUGGAGGUAUCACCGCCAUUAUCAAGUUGACCAAGAUGUUCAUCGAGAGAGGUGCAGCUGGUAUUCAUAUUGAGGACCAAGCUCCAGGUACCAAGAAGUGUGGACACAUGGCCGGUAAGGUCUUAGUCCCCGUUCAAGAGCACAUCAACAGAUUAGUCGCUAUCAGAACCUCUGCUGAUUUGUUCCAAAGUGACUUGAUCGCUGUCGCCAGAACUGACUCUGAAGCUGCUACUCUUUUGACCUCCACUAUCGAUAAGAGGGAUCAUUACUUCGUCAUUGGUGCUACCAACCCAGACAUUCCUGACUUGAUCGAUGUUUUGACCGAGGCUGAAUUGCAAGGUAAGUACGGUGCCGAGCUCUCUCAAUUGGAGGCUGACUGGAGUAAGAAAGCUGGCCUGAAAUUAUACCACGAGGCUGUCUUUGAAGCAAUUGACAAGUCAUCCUCCGUCAAGGAUAAGCAAGCCGCAAAGGACAAGUUUUCUGCCAAGGUUGGCCCAUUGACCGGAACAUCCCACAAGGAAGCUGCUAAGUUGGCCAAGGAAAUUCUUGGUGAGGAAGUUUUCUUUGACUGGGAGGCUCCAAAGGUCAGAGAGGGUUACUACCGUUACCAAGGUGGUACCGAGUGUGCCAUCAUGAGAGCCAGAGCUUACAGUCCAUAUGCUGACUUGGUUUGGAUGGAGUCUAAGGUUCCAGACUACCAGCAAGCUGUUGACUUCGCCAAGGGUGUCAAGGACCUUUACCCAGACCAAUGGUUGGCCUACAACUUGUCUCCAUCAUUCAACUGGAACAAGGCCAUGUCUCCUGACGAACAAGAGACUUAUAUCAAGAGAUUGGGUAAAUUGGGAUACAACUGGCAGUUCAUUACUCUUGCUGGUCUACACACCACUGCUUUGGCUGUUGACAACUUCUCUAGAGAUUACCAGAAGAUUGGUAUGAAGGCUUACGGACAACAAGUCCAGGCUAAGGAAAUUGAGGACGGUGUCGAAAUUGUCAAGCACCAGAAAUGGUCAGGAGCCGAGUACAUUGAUGGUCUGUUGAAAUUAACCACUGGUGGUUUGAGUUCUACAGCUGCCAUGGGUGCCGGUGUGACUGAAGAUCAAUUCAAGGACCAUUAA
This is a messenger RNA of Komagataella phaffii GS115, 1650 nucleotides long. RefSeq names its product Isocitrate lyase, catalyzes the formation of succinate and glyoxylate from isocitrate. The transcript has a single exon. Lineage: Eukaryota; Fungi; Ascomycota; Pichiomycetes; Pichiales; Pichiaceae. The coding region runs from base 1 to 1650 and encodes 549 amino acids. Gene Ontology annotation, biological process: carboxylic acid metabolic process. The record is from RefSeq and is a predicted model, not a curated record. Gene Ontology annotation, molecular function: isocitrate lyase activity.